Andrographis paniculata is the source of this 1529-nucleotide messenger RNA. RefSeq names its product probable indole-3-pyruvate monooxygenase YUCCA5. NCBI's taxonomy places the organism in Eukaryota, Viridiplantae, Streptophyta, Magnoliopsida, Lamiales, Acanthaceae. Gene Ontology annotation, biological process: auxin biosynthetic process. The record is from RefSeq and is a predicted model, not a curated record. Gene Ontology annotation, molecular function: N,N-dimethylaniline monooxygenase activity; flavin adenine dinucleotide binding; NADP binding. Bases 1 to 1398 code for a protein of 465 amino acids. The transcript is spliced from 2 exons.
AUGGCGACGCUCUAUUUAAACCCACCGUCGUCUUCCCCAAUUCUCCUCAUUCCCAAAAUUCCUCAAUCCAAUAAUCCAAUCUCUCCAGUCUCAAUUCCAAUCGACGAUUCAAAUUUCAAAAACUCGAAAAAAAUGUUCAGUUUUGAAGAAUCCGCCGGCGCCGGAGACACGACGUUCUCGCGGCGCUGCGUCUGGGUGAACGGCCCCGUCAUCGUCGGCGCCGGCCCGUCGGGGCUCGCCGUCGCCGCCGGCCUCAAGCUCCAAGGCGUUCCCUUCGUCGUCCUCGAGCGAUCCGACUGCAUUGCCUCCCUGUGGCAGCACCGCACCUACGACCGGCUGAAACUUCACCUCCCAAAACAGUUCUGCCAGCUGCCGUACCGGCCGUUUCCCGAUCACUUUCCGGCGUACCCUUCGAAGCGGCAAUUCGUCGAAUACUUGGAAGGCUACGCCGCCGAGUUCGGAAUUGCUCCGAAAUUCAACGAGCGCGUCGAAUCGGCCAAGUACGACGAGGUCUGCCGCCUGUGGAGAGUCCGCACGGCGUCGCCGGAAAAUAUGGAGGUCGAGUACAUCUGCCAAUGGCUGGUGGUCGCCACCGGCGAGAAUGCCGAGCGCGUUUUUCCGGAGAUCCCCGGGCUGGGGGAAUUCUCCGGCGAAGUAAUCCACGCCUGUGAUUACAAGUCCGGCGAGAAAUUCCGGGGGAAGAAGGUCCUCGUCGUCGGCUGCGGCAACUCCGGCAUGGAAGUUUCCCUCGAUCUCUGCAACCAUGGCGGAAAUCCGGCGAUGGUUGUUCGAAGCACAGUCCACGUCUUGCCCAGAGAGGUCGCCGGAAAAUCGACCUUCGAGCUAGCAAUGCUGCUGCUACAAUGGCUGCCGUUGUGGCUGGUCGACAAGCUCCUCCUCCUCCUCGCAUGGCUGACGAUCGGAAACACCGCAAAGUACGGCCUGAAGCGCCCCACCGCCGGGCCAUUACAGCUGAAGAACAGUCACGGGAAGACGCCGGUUCUUGACAUCGGAGCGUUGGCCAAAAUCCGGUCCGGCGAAAUCCAGGUAGUUCCAGGGAUAACAAAACUGACACGCAACACGGCCGUGUUGAAGUCCGGCGAGAAUAUUCCGAUCGACGCGGUGGUUCUCGCCACCGGCUACCGGAGCAACGUGCCGUACUGGCUGCAAGACGACGGCGGGUUCUUCGGCGAGAACGGAUUCCCGAAAACGGCGUUCCCCAACGCGUGGAAAGGCGGCGCCGGACUGUACGCGGCGGGUUUCACGCGGAGAGGGCUUUCCGGCGCCGCCGCCGAUGCCGCGAAAAUCGCCGGAGACAUUGCGAGAGUGUGGAAAGAUGAGCUGAAGCAGAAGAAGCAGAAAGUGCCGACGCAUCGUCGCUGCAUUUCGACAUUCUGACAAAUCGAUCGAUAAUUAACUUUUUUUUAAAAAAACAGGAUAAUUAAUUAAUUGAAGAUUGAGUAUAUAGAUAGAUAGAUAGAUAAAUAUAUAUAUAUAUAUAUAGAUACAUUUGCAAUUAGAGUGCAAGA